AUGCAUCCAAAGAAGGAAACCAUAGCUGAUAGAAGGAGAGAUGUCCUGAGCCUGCUUUUACUCAGCGAGGGCGCGACUAUGAGGACGUUAUGGCGCUAUCUUCGGGCUUACCGUCUCCUCCUCAGCUGGAUGCUGUCGCUCGCUUAUGUGGGCUUCGGAGCAUUGGCUGUCGAUCCUUCGCAAUGCAUUGCUCCACUGGGGAUGGAGAAUGGACAGAUAAAAGACUCGGAUUUGUCAGCCAGUUCUUCCUUUGACAGUGGAAACGUCGGACCACAACAUGGAAGGUAA
Acanthoscelides obtectus is the source of this 288-nucleotide messenger RNA. The record is from the annotation of a GenBank genome assembly. Lineage: Eukaryota; Metazoa; Arthropoda; Insecta; Coleoptera; Chrysomelidae.